Telopea speciosissima is the source of this 1095-nucleotide messenger RNA. RefSeq lists its product as uncharacterized. The record is from RefSeq and is a predicted model, not a curated record. The coding region runs from base 1 to 1095 and encodes 364 amino acids. The transcript is spliced from 5 exons. Lineage: Eukaryota; Viridiplantae; Streptophyta; Magnoliopsida; Proteales; Proteaceae.
AUGGUUCAAAGUGCACAAAUGCUAUUUGAAUUGCUUGAUAGCAAAAUUGAUGAGAUUGGUGAGGAUUAUGUCAUUCAAGUUGUGACUGACAAUGCUUCAAACUAUAAGUUGGCUGACAGAAUUUGGAAAGAAAGUGGAAGAAACGGUGUUUUUGUACCAUUUUGGAACACUGUGGAGGAUUUUAUUAGAGCAUCUAAGCCACUUAUUGUUGUUUUGAGGAUUGUUGAUGGUGAUGAGAGGGCUGCAAUGCCUGAAGUUUAUGUUGCUAUGGAAGAGGCAAAAAAGAAAAUACGUGAACAUUUAGCACAUAAAGAACGGCUGUGGAAGAAAAUUAUAAGUAUCAUUGACAGGCGUUGGGAGUGUCAGAUGGAGCGUCCAUUGUAUGGAGCCGCACUAUUUCUUAAUCCCGAAAAAUUUUUCAUGUUCAAGGAAAAUGAAAAUGGCGAACUGAUUGCCAAUCUACACAUCUCAUUGGUUGAUGUCAUGACCAGAUUGGUAGUUGACCCUGCUAUACAAGACAAGAUAACUUUGCAAAUUGAUGAUUAUAGAUAUUCAAAGGGUUGUUUCGGGAGGGAUAUGGCGAUUAGACAACGGACAACCAUAAAUCCUAUUACUUGGUGGAGUACAAAUGGAGGUCGUGCUUUUGAGCUUUCAAAGCUUGCACGACGCAUACUAGGCCUUUAUUCAUACCAAAAGAGGAAUAGACUGGAACAUUCUCGUUUGAAUGAUCUAGUCUAUGUUCAAUACAAUAGCUGCCUCCAUGAAAGGUUUCAACAGAGACAGGAAGAUUUAGUCCAUCCCAAUGAUGAUCUCACGUGGGAUGAUGUUGGUAGAGCAAUGGGGGCAUCGAUUGAAGCCCCCAUCCGACCAAGGAGAACUCAAGCAUCAACCUCUAGAGCCGAUGUGACAUAUUCACGCCGUGGACAUGCUAGAGGGAGAGGUAGCUCAAGGAUGGCUGAUGUUCAGGAUGACUGUGAGCUAGAUGAAGAUGAGGAAGAAGAGGAAGAUGAUGUGAAUGACGACGAGAAUGUCGUAGAUGACUAUGUUGGUGUCGAAGAGCCACGACAAGAAAAUCGCCAAAUGCGGAUCUUUUAG